CGAGAGGAGAAGGAAAAUGUUCUCCUCAGUCCUUUGUAGGAUGAUUUUCUGGAUUGAACCUUCACUUAUUGGUUAUAUCAAUUCAUAAAUAAUGUCGAAGAAAAUUAUUUUACCGCCUUUGCCAAAAAUAUCUGACAUUUUACGAAUUUAUGGCGUUCGCGCGAAGAAACAUUUGAGUCAGAAUUUCAUACUUGAUCAAAAUAUUACAGAUAAAAUAGUUUCAAAAGCAGAUGUUUAUGACUGUUUUGUAUGUGAAGUUGGCUCUGGUCCAGGGUCCCUCACUCGCUCUGUUUUACAUGUUGGUGCUAGACAGGUUGCAGCUGUUGAGAUAGACCAAAGAUUUAUUCCAGCUCUUGAGCAUUAUGGAUAUUCCAGUCAUUACACACCCUUUCUUUUGCGCACAAACCAGUUCUUUGGAGCUUGCUAUAUGAAGUUUGUAAAACAAUGAAUAUAUCAAAUCUGAAAACCUCAAUGUAUUUUUUUGUUAUUUUAAAUUUGAAUUUCGUUCUGAACGUUCAUUUCUCGAGUGAAUCGCGUACAUCAGUGAAAAAAUUUAAGCUUCUAACUCGGAAGAAGGAUGUAAGGACGGAACAAUUAGUCAGUUCAAAGGAAAGGUACAAAUUGUUGUCUUGGAACUUCGGUGGUCACACGAGCAAAAAGUUCAAACGAGAUGUCGAGAAUUCACAAAAUUACACCAUCACAAACAUCACUGGUGAAUGUCAAAUAGCAGAGCUUUCAUGUCGUGGUUGUUGUUCCAAUGAUUGUAAAUCAUCUUACUGUCGAUGUGAUUCGUCAUGUUCUUUCUUUGGUGAUUGUUGUAAUGAUUAUGAAAGAUAUUGUGUAAAAGAACAACAUCCACUCAUCAGAAAUGUCUCUUUAGUUUCGUGUAUUCUUCCUAAACAUGUGAUUAUGAAGAAUGCCAGAGAAAUGAAGACAGAUAUAUAUUCCUUGAUAGUCAACAAAUGUCCAUCAAAAGAACACGAACUUUUAGAUAAAUGUCUAACUGCAAAUGAUGUGAAUUUAACUGUUAGCAAUCUUCGUCGGACUAUUCCUGUUGUAAGUAAACAUAAUGUCACUUACAGAAAUGAAUUUUGUGCCAAAUGCAACGGUGUCCACUUCUUUGAAUAUUACGGAUUUGACAUGAAGUGUAGCGUUGUUCCUCCUUCCUUUCGUUCACUUAAAGAUCUUGAAAAAUUUGCUUCAAGAUAUUGUUCAACGAAAGACGAUUUGAGGAUUUUUAGAAAGGAGAACCAGCCACUUCGUGACUGUCAGAAAUCUACGAACGAAAUUUGCUCAAUAUUAAGUUAUGAACCUGCUAAAUUUAUUCCCUGUGGUCACAGUUGCCGCAAGCGGACAGAUAGUGGAGUUAUAGCAAGGCCAUACGUAUAUAUUUUAAGAUCUUUUAAACAAUUUACAGUUCGUCUGGAUUUUUCUCGUGGCGAACCUAUGGUUGAAGUAGAAGAAGCAAGAUGUGCAGGAUUUUAUGAUCCAUAUUUGGAAACUUGUCGUAAAGGAAAGGUCGUGACUUUCAGCGAUAAAGAAAAUUUAGAUAUAUAUGAUGUUGCUGUUUGGCUUGAUUACGGUGAACUUGAUAAAUACGUAAGUUUAUACGUUGAUGAUCUUAUAAUGAUUAACGGCAGUUCUGGCGUUGCAAAGAUUUUCCAACUUAAUGCUUCUCAUGUUCAUGACGUGGAAUAUGAGCCCGUUGAUUCAUUAUACGAUGGACGCAAGUACAGAGUUUUUAGUUUCAAAGUCGAGCUGACUCCUGAACAAUCUUUAGGUUUUGCAAGAUAUAGCACUUCUAAAAAAUCCAAUCUCUUUAAUUCUUCAUUCCGUGCGAACAAGUCCAGUAUUUACAUCAUUAAAAAACUUCUCUUUUUCACACAAGAUUUUAACGUGACAGUUACAGUGUGGAAAAAUUUUCGUUUUUUAAAAGAAGGUACAACCUUUUCACUGACAGUAUUUAAGACAACCUCUCGUCGACUGGCGUGUAUUCGAAAGCAAUUCUAUCUUAAAGACGCUUAUAAAACAACUGAAAAUGGUGAAUUCUAUAUUAUCAACGCAACAGGUAAAACAUAUGCAAAGAAAGAUGUGUUUGUUGAACCUGAUAACCAUACAAUUUCCUUGUGUGAAGAGAUUGUACACUCGUCUUGUUAUGGAAGAAGAUUAAAUCUUUCUUCGGAAGAAUACGCAAAGUUUAAGAAUCUGAGUAUAUUUUAUAACCGCACACAAAAGAUGUAUGAUUUUGGUGAAUAUGAUAUAAGAAAUAGAGAAAUCUUUAUUUGUAUUUCUGACGGUUUGCAAAAUAAGACCAGAAUCAUUAAUUGGACAUCUGAUUCUUCAACAACCGUCAGAGGAUACUUAAAUGUCUAUUGCCUUAUUAUUCCAAUAGUUUCGUUAUUCCUGGUUAUCAUCACUCAUUUUUUAUUUCCUGAGCUACGUAAUCUACCUGGUAAGAACGUCAUGAAUUUAUCGAUAUCGCUCUUUCUUGCUCAGUUGUUUCCGCUCCUACCAAACAUGGACAAUCACGUGUUGUGUCACGUGAUGGCUGCCCUGAGACAGUACUUACCUCGUAUCAUUUGUCACCAUGGCAACGAUUGCGUGGACACUCUUAAGACAUUCGUCAGCAAAACGGUAGCAAAGAAGCGCUCAAAAAGUGAAGAAAACAAGAAAUUCUUUAAAUGUGUGGCAUUCACGUGGUCUCUUCCCGCUUUCUUUGUGAUCAUAUGUGUUGUGUUGGAUCGCACUGACAGUUACGCUGUUUAUGAUAAGGAGUUGAUGUGUUGGUUUGAUAACGAGCAUGCUCUAAAUUAUCUAUUUGUGCUUCCAGUUGGCAUCAUUCUACUUUUCAACGUGGUAGUUUUUUCCCUCACUGUAUACCACAUUCAACGCACUCGUUCUGAUACCACAAUUCUUCGUCAUGAUAAAAGGCGAGAUCGCAACAUGCUUUGGAUUUAUGUCAAAAUCUCGUCCUUAAUGGGCUUCGCUUGGUUAUUUGGUUUUCUUUAUCUGCUCGUUGAUUCUCUUAUUUUAUUGUACCUGUUCAGCAUCUCUGCUUCCCUAGAAGGUGUCUAUAUUGCUGUCGCAUUUGUGAUGAAGAAAAGUAUCUGGCAGAAGUAUAAACAACUGUUUCAUUGUGAAAAUUGGUUUAACAGAAACAGUAAAAACACAUCAUUACAGAAUGCAAAUGACACCACUCAAACAAUACUUUGAGACAAAUUAUUUCUUGUGUGUUUAGAUACAUGGUCAAUGUUUUGAUCAUUACUAUUGAUGACCUGACCGAUAAUCUUUAAGUAUCUGGCAUGAUAUUGAUUCUGCAUUCUGCAGUUUCAUGUACUUGUUGUAAAAUCUUUUUAUGAGAUCAACGUUAAUUAGUUUCAAAGUUUUGAGAACAUAGCAUUCAUAAGACGCUCAAUUGGACAAAAAAUUAUCCGUUCCUCACCUACCUCGUUUACCAUUUCUCCAGUACUUCGUGGGUUUUUAGCAAAUAUUUUGUUUUGGUAACUUUCCUUUCUAAGUGGGAUUUUUUCAAGUAUAGGAAGCUUGAUAUGAUACAGUAGAAAGUAGCGUGGACUAGCCAUUAAAAUAUCACACUCGCACGAGUCCUUGUUGUGUCAAGCGAGUCGAAGUCUAGUCUUAAGGCAGUUUUCAUGAGGAAAAUUGAAAUUAGAAUUACGAUAGUCAGCCUUUGUUAAGCACUGUGAAUUAAUACAAAUUGUAAUGAAUGUUUAAAUAAAGUUUCAGUCUCAA
This is a messenger RNA of Xenia sp. Carnegie-2017, 3750 nucleotides long. RefSeq lists its product as uncharacterized. Lineage: Eukaryota; Metazoa; Cnidaria; Anthozoa; Malacalcyonacea; Xeniidae. Gene Ontology annotation, molecular function: G protein-coupled receptor activity. Gene Ontology annotation, biological process: cell surface receptor signaling pathway; G protein-coupled receptor signaling pathway. Gene Ontology annotation, cellular component: membrane. The record is from RefSeq and is a predicted model, not a curated record.